GCUUAUUGUUUCUCACUAUUCUGUGGGUUGACUGGAUUCAGCCAAGUGGUUCUGCUCCACGUGGCAUUGACGGGGGUCGUUCGCUUGGCUCCCUCAUUGAGCUGGACUGGAGAGUCCAAGAAGGCUACACGCACAUUUUUGGUGUGUUGGCGCUACUCCAUGUGCUCUCUUAUAUAUGCCUAGACCUCUUAAAGGCCAGGCCCAGAACUGGGAAAAUGUCAGCUCUGCCACAUUCUAGUGAACAGAGCAACCACAAGUCUUGUUCAGGGAAAUGGAUGGAUUCUAUUUCUUGAAGGAUUAAGCAGCCCACACAUGUAGGGAGAGAAAAAAUUAAUGUGUCCAUCUUUGGAAACUACCUGCUACAGGUAGUGGUAGCGCAGCAUAGAUCUACUAAAGAAAUCAAGCGCAAACUUCUAUUUUAAAAUCAGUUUGUCAGAGGCCGGGCUACGCCGAGCCCUGCGUGUGAACAGCUGCGGCAGGAGCAGCAUCCAGCGGCGGUGCCAGCAGUUCCAGCCCGUUGCUUUACUUUUUAGCUGCACCAAAGUAGUCAUUAUGCCGAAGAGAAAGUCUCCAGAGAAUCCAGAGGGCAAGGAUGGAUCCAAAGUAACUAAACAGGAGCCCACCAGACAGUCUGCCGGGUUGUCAGCGAAACCUGCUCCCCCCAAACCUGAACCUAAACCAAGAAAAACAUCUGCUAAGAAAGAACUGGCAACAAAGGUUAACAAAGGUGCUAAAGGGAAGAAGGAGGAAAAGCAAGAAGCUGGAAAGGAAGGCACAGAAAACUGAAUCUGUAAACAAGGGAGAAUGAAUUGUCAUGAAAAUUGGGGUUGAUUUUAUGUACCUCUUGGGACAACUUUUAAAAGCUAUUUUUACCGAGUAUUUUGUAAAUGCUAAUUUUUUAGGACUCUACUAGUUGGCAUACAAAAAUAUAUAAGGAUGGACAUUUUACCUUCUCAUAGUCAUGAUUUUUGGAAAUUCCUGUCAUCCUUGAGUAAAAUAAAUACCAAUUUAAUAUUGGAAGCUGUCUGUAAAAUUGAUUCACCAUUCCAUGCACUUGCUUUAAAAAUUUAGUCCUGUGCAUACUGUGGUGUUUAUACUGUGUGUGUUUGAAUUUUUUCAUGCAGAUUUUCUAGAGCAAUAGUCAGUGGUGCUUUUGUACCUAGGUUUUAUGUGAUUUUAAUGAAACAUGGAUAGUUGUGGCCACCUGCUGACUAUUUGUGGUUUAAAAUAAGAGGUUUUCCUGCCUGCAAAAA
Messenger RNA from Kogia breviceps (pygmy sperm whale), 1253 nucleotides. Lineage: Eukaryota; Metazoa; Chordata; Mammalia; Artiodactyla; Physeteridae. The record is from RefSeq and is a predicted model, not a curated record.